GGGAGAGGGGAGUGGGGCGGUGGUUUUGCUGUUAGUUCAGUCAUGAUACGGAAUCUCUGAGCUGCCAACGUUUUUUCACAGCGCUAUUUAUAGAGUCGAUGCUCUACGCGCACACAUCGGCGUCACGAGAGAUGACCGACCAGUGGCUGGACACGUGGGUGUAUAUAUGUCUGGGUCUGUGUGUGUGUGUAUUCGCGUGCCGCCUUUUGCCGCUGUCACUUUCUUGCGCGCAGUUCGGCGUUGGAGUGAAGCCCGCGGUGGUGGUGGUGGCAGCAACGUUGAAAGAAUAUUCGACGGGCCCCCUCCCCCUCAUUCAUCAUCGACCACCACCGCCACCGUCGUCAUAUUAGUGUGCCUAUGUAUAGCCCGUUACAUGUAUGCGAUUCGAGGAGAGAUUAGUUCAGUAACACUGCAAGGAGGACGCUUGCCGCUCUUAAGAUGCUGCGGUAGUUUUGUUUGAUUAAAUACGUGUUUUUAAAAGUUUAGUUGACUUUACACGCGGAAAUAUAUCGGCAUAGAAAUCUCAGUUUUCUCGCAGUGCGAUUUUAAAUAAUAUCACAGUGUAUUAAUAUAUUUAGGGUUGUGUUAUUUAUUAGUACAAAGUUGCGCAUAGCAGACACACGCUAAGUUACUUGAAUGGAUAACAUCCCGUGGGCUAGGACCGAAGCCUCCAGUCGGUUUCGAAGACGGGCCAAAUAAGUGCGACAACAUGUUUGUGACUCACGAAAACUCAACCUCACAUCUGAAUGGGACUUCGGAAGGCAUCAGCGUCAGCAACGAGACGAGUCCGACCGUGGAGCCGAGAAGAGCUGUCACCUUGGCGCUGGUCCUCGGCGCAUUCAUCAUCUUUGCCAUCGCAGGCAACAUCCUGGUGGUCCUCUCCGUGGUCUGCAACAAACACCUGCGCACCGUCACCAACUACUUUAUCAUCAACCUGGCGAGCGCCGACCUCCUGCUCAGCACCACCGUGUUGCCAUUCUCGGCCACAUUCGAGAUACUGGGUUACUGGGUCUUCGGACGGAUCUUCUGUGACAUCUGGGCGGCGCUAGACGUCCUGUGCUGCACUGCCUCCAUCAUGAGCCUGUGCGCCAUCUCCAUCGACCGCUACAUAGGGGUCAGCUACCCGCUGCGCUACCCGACCAUCAUGACCGAACGCCGAGUGCUGCUCAUCCUCAUAGCCGUGUGGGUGCUGGCCAUCGUCAUCUCGGUUGGUCCCCUGCUCGGCUGGAAGGAGCCGGCGCCACCAGAUGAGACCGUCUGCGAGAUCACGGAGGUGCCAGGCUACGCGCUCUUCUCGGCCAUGGGCUCCUUCUACAUUCCGCUUGUCAUCCUGCUGGCCAUGUACUGCCGGGUGUACGUCGCGGCGCGUCGGCAGACCAAGAGCCUCGAGGAGGGCAUCAAGCGGGAGCGCUCCAGCUCUUCCGAAGAGGUCACCCUGCGCAUACACAGGAGGACCAUCGCUCCGGGGGAAUACUCGCUCAGGGACACCAGCAAGGGACCUCACUUCAGGAGCUCCUUGUCCGUGCGGUUCAUGAAGUUCUCCCGCGAGAAGAAGGCGGCUAAGACACUCGGGAUCGUCGUUGGAGUUUUCAUUCUCUGCUGGCUCCCAUUCUUCAUCGCUCUGCCCAUCGGUUCAUUCUUCCCCUCGGUGAGGCCAUCGCAGACCGUGUUCAAGGUGGUCUUCUGGCUCGGCUACUUCAACAGCUGCAUCAACCCGCUCAUCUACCCGUGCUCGAGCCAGGAGUUCAAGAGGGCCUUCCUGCGCGCCCUGCGUUGCCACUGCCGGGAAGGGCAGCGGCGGCGGAGGCAGCCGUGGGGUCUCCACCACGCGUCGUCGACGGGCAGCAGCUACAGCGGCGGUCGCAAAGGCAGUUCCCACCUCUCGCAGCUGCACGAGGUCCACGGGGGAUGCAGCCCGGACGGCCUCUGCGAGAGGAGCCGGAGUCCCGACGAACCGUCACCGGUUUCGCAGGACAGCCUCAGAGGCUGGAGGUUGCUCAGCACCUCGAAAGCCCUGAGUGGCACCGCGCUGAUACUGGAGCGGGCCAAUUCUCCGCAGCCCGAGACGUAAUGCUGAACGAAAUUUCCGUUAAGCGAUUGUACGCGCAAGUAUAAUCCGAAACGUCGUAUGUGCUGUAUAUGUAUAAUAUAUAUUAAUUGUGAAUGUAUAUAUUGGUAUUAAUAUUAUUAUUAUGGUAAUGUGUUUUAUAGGUCACGAAGCGUGAUUAAAUUAUUGAAAAAUACAACCCGAUGUGGGGAAAAAAUACAUUCCAAACUGAAGGCAUAUGUCAACGAUUCGUCUUUGGACCACGUUUAAGUGGCAGCUGUCGCAUUUUCUCCUGGUCUGUAACGUUUACAACCAAAAGUCGCCUACAUAUGAAGAUGAUGUCGAUUAUGUGUGUUGGACUGAGAACUAUAGGCCAUCAAUUCUCGUGCGAAUUAACACAAAACCGGACGCUAAAAACAGACGUCCUUGGGAUUGUCUUGUCGGUGUUAUUUUAAGGCCCCGAUUGCAUUCUCAUUGGACGUUCAUUCGUGUAGCGUAUGCGAAAUAAGCUAUGAAAGACAUUUCAUUAGUUUUCUUGCAAUCGCUUUGACUAAUUCAUCAAAACCAAUACGCAAUGCAGAUAUAUAACCAAAUCGGUGGUGUUGAAGCCUCCUGUUUAACGAAAUAAAAAAAACUCGUCCAGAAUAAAAAAAAACACGAUGGUGCCCUCUUGUGGUCACAUAUUGCUAUUGAAUUCAUUUUGUACCGUGUUUUUGAUUGUGCACCACGGUUGCAGGGUUUGGUGUUUGAGGAUUGACAUUUUUGUUGUUGUGGCAAAGUGCAAAUUACCCCUUUAAUGGCGUUGUUUGAACUCACGACGACUUUUAAAGAAAACUGAAAACGGCAAUGUCAGUGAGCGCUUUGCGUGAUGUUGAUGUUUACGGCGUAACACGACGACUUUUAAAGAAAACUGAAAACGGCAAUGUCAGUGAGCGCUUUGCGUGAUGUUGAUGUUUACGGCGUAACACUCCAUGGCAUUAUAUGUACCUCCAAAAUGUACAAAUAUAGGUGUGCCUCGAUUUGAUAAACCGAUGUCAGACGUUGUGAAGUUGUUGAUAAGCCUGUAAGAUGUCACCUUUGUGAAUAUUGGAUGAAGUAAAACAAUAAAUAUGUACGUGUUGAAAAUAUAAAAUACUUAUAAUGAUCUUGAGUUACUCAGGAACCUUGAACAACGGGUUAUUUUGUGCUUGAUUUCAACGUUUGCAAAUAUAUAUGUAUUAACUGUGUCGAUCCACUGCAGGAUGAAGCUCUCCACGCAAAAUGUUGGUCAUGGAGGGGGCGAGGGGGGGAUUGUUUGACCAUACCUCACCGUGCUGGUCAGUGCAGGCUGCUAACGGGAAAGACAGAGUUUAGAUAUUACUCACCAACUGAUGUCAGCCGUGGCCAGGAAUCCAACUCAGGUGAUGGGUUCCGAGCCCACUGUGCAACCCACUACCCCAACGCUCUGACAUUUUAAAAUGAUAUAGCCUAUAAAUUAGUUUUCUUCAUAUAUAUGACACAUGCGUUAAUAAAAAUGUGGAUCAAAAGUUAGAACAACACGAAAAAAGAGCUCAUGUACAAAUGUUCUGUCUAAUUAACCUCAAUGUAAAUAAGAUGUCCACGAGUUAGAAUCAAACUCUUGAUGUGGGUAAUUAUGGAGCCCAUUUUAGAAGGCAUUUUUCUAAAAGCAUCUCUCCUGGCAUUAUUACUUUCAAAGGAUAUUUAAUAUACUCUCACUACUGAAUCUAAUACGGUAUGUUUACUUUUUGCUAAGACAUUACUGAAAUGACAUGAUAGUUCAAAUGGUAAUGUUUUUGAGACUCUGUAUCAAUGUUCAAGAACUGCUGUUAAAGUAAUGUUUUGUUUGUAUCUCAUUGUUGGCCUCCCUUAUUCACGAAUGCAGUUUGCGUUUCUAGUCAAUUGAAAUACAUAGGGACGCAAAUCAUAACCACGUACAGAAUAAAUAAACACCUUUUUGCAAAGCCAAUUCACAAUGUUAUUUAGCCCCACAUUAUUAUUACACGACCCUACAAUAGAAAACCACAGGCUAUAAAUGGGUGCGUGGUGCAAUCUCCAGUUAAUAUCAGAUUUAAUGAGUCCGUGCACAGCCUCCCUGUUGCUCUCUGAGUGGGAGUCUCAUUUUUAUGCUCCCUUGACCCAGAAGGUGAUGAAAACAACACGCUUGGUACAAAUUAUACACCACUGGACCUUGUAAUGCAAUCGUUAUGGAGAUACGCAGCACAGAAUGACAUUUUCUAAGCACGCAAAUAGUAAGAGGGUAGUCACUUGGGCUUCCACAUGUGAAUGACCUACACAGAUGAUCACGUGCUUGAGCUACUCGAGCUGUCGUCGAGGUUACGUUCCUGAAAAAUGUUUUCCAUUCGGCCAUGCCCCAACCGAGACAACCAGAUCUUUACCGCGCUUCCUCUGGCUGUAACACCGGAAACCAUCUGGCUGCUCUGAAGCUUAAAGAAACCCACAGCACAACCAACCACACGGUUAUGCUUUUAACAGGCAGCCUGUCCGCUAGCAUUCCUUCUUAAUACUUUGUUUUGGUAGAUUGGUGUUGCAAAUCAAAAUGCAGACAUGCUUGUUUUCCUGAAAAUAAACUGCAAUGAACGGUAUGUGUUCAGUUGAUUGUUGUGCUUGGGGAGUGGGGGGGGGUUUCCUUGGUCUUCCAUAAUCCCACCCAACUUAACAUCAUCGUUGGCCCAAUUGUUUCCACAACAGCAUACUCAUCACAAACUGGUACCAGUUUUUUUUUUCUUAAAUUCUACAAGGUGGACCAGAUGUCUUGUGACCCCCUCCCCCAUUUUAUUAUCUUAAACUUAAUAUUGGUUGCGUGCCAAUGUGUGUGAAAACUGAAAUGAAUAAGCAAAGACAUGGACCACCGUGUAUUGUAUAAAAUGUUUUUGUUCGCCUGUCAACUUGGCUCAUGAACUACUGUGCGUUGUUAAACCACGACAGUCCACGAAUUUCAAUGAGAUUUUAUUUUGUAUUUAUCCCAGGAGGCGUUUCCACGACAGAAUAUCAAAUUUCCAUUGCGGUUCAGGCUUGCUGGACAUACAGGUAAUUCAACCCAAGUGCAGUGACUCAGAAACCCACUGCAUAAAGGGUGUGCAGGGAUUACCUUCCUAGCCCUCUGUCU
Messenger RNA from Lethenteron reissneri (Far Eastern brook lamprey), 5174 nucleotides. Its product is annotated as alpha-1A adrenergic receptor-like. Gene Ontology annotation, cellular component: plasma membrane. Gene Ontology annotation, molecular function: alpha1-adrenergic receptor activity. Lineage: Eukaryota; Metazoa; Chordata; Hyperoartia; Petromyzontiformes; Petromyzontidae. Gene Ontology annotation, biological process: adenylate cyclase-activating adrenergic receptor signaling pathway; positive regulation of MAPK cascade; phospholipase C-activating G protein-coupled receptor signaling pathway. The record is from RefSeq and is a predicted model, not a curated record.